CACUUUGUCAUCUGCUCUGCCUCUGCGGUCUGUAAAGCUAUUCGCUUUCUGUAUUUUCGUUGGGGAAGAAAAGCAGAAGCGAGGAGAUUGGCUGAAUGUUUAUCGAUCGUAUCUGAUGAGAUUUUUCAUUUUCUUCCAGAAUGGAUAGCCUCACUCUCAGCGCUACAUUGUUCGCCAAUGGCUCCGCUGGGUUUCAAUUGUUUCCGCACCCUUUUGUCCCUGCCAAGAAAUCGAAAAUCCUUGCUUUUCAGAGUAGGAAAUCUAGGGAGCUUUCGUGUUCUGCAUCAAAAGGUGACGCAAACCUUGACGAUUGGGACAGGAUGGAGCUCAAGUUUGGUAGAAUGAUCGGCGAAGACCCCAAAAUCACCUUAGCCAAGAUAAUGGGUAGGAAGUUGAAUCCAGAUAUGUCUUAUUUGGAGAUUGAGAAAUUAUUGGCCAGGAAGAAGGGCAAAUCAUCGAUCCAAGACAUUGAGGAGAUUCCAUUUGAUGUUUCAGAUGGAAAGCAAUCAACAAAAUCUGAUCAAGGAAUGAAUUUGGUCAGGCCUGCGCCCAGGAAAGAGACUGAGUUUGAGGCAACUAGUAAACCAGGGGGAGGUGGGCCAAAUUUGGUCCGUCCGGUGCCAAGAAAAGGAAUCAAGUUUGAGGCAACUAGUAAACCGGGAGAUACAGAAGCUAAAAGUUCUGAUACAGUAAAUAAUAUAAACGAGGCUAAGAGCAGUGUCCCCGAUGUCAUUUUGCGAAAACCACGUUCGUUUUAUGUGAAUGAUGACGAUAGUGGAAAGGAUUCCAUUUUACGAAUGAAGCCAAAUUUAUCAUUGAACAUAGGCAAAGAAGCGCAAUACGGGAAGUUUAGCGACAUCACACUAUUGAAAAAGCCUGAACCAAUGGCAAAUAAACCAAAUGACCAGUCUGAUUCCAGUGAGUGUAGUGAUGGAAUUAUAGAUGAAAUUGGAGAUAAAAGUCUAGAAGGUGGGACUGCUUCUGUAGAAGGUUAUUCUGCUGCGCUAUUACAAAAGCCAGAGCUUCACAAUGUCAGCAAGGAAGAAGAACAAGAAUCAUCCAUGGAUCGAAUUGAGUCUAGCUAUAGCAAUGUUGAGAAAAAAUUAGACAAUUCACCUCCAGAUAAUCAACUGGAAACCUCCGUUGGCAGUGUUCUAAACCAAUCUCAGGAAACUGACCAAACAGAUUCUGGAAUGGAUAAAGGAUCUGAAACAGAAUUGCAGGCUGAUAAGUUGUCUGGUGAGAAUACAUUAGCUUCCGGUGGCAUAAGUACAUCUAAGAUAAGCCUGGAUACUAGCCUUACUGGAAAACCAAAAAGAUUAGAUCGCACCAGUAGGGUAACAGAUCAGAAUGUUAGAGGGGAGGUGAUUCUCCUAAAUACGGAAAGCUUGGGAAAUCCUUCUGAGCUUGAGAACUUCCUUACAGAAUCACCCAUUAAAGAGCGAGAGGAUGCUGACUGGGCUAGGGCAGAAGUAUUGGUCAAGACAGGGGAAAGAGCAGAAGUGGAAUUGAUUAGCUCCAGUAUUAGAGGAUUUGUUGCAUCAUUUGGAUCCUUGAUAGGAUUUUUACCUUAUCGCAAUCUUGCUGCCAGGUGGAAGUUCAUAGCUUUUGAGUCAUGGUUAAGAAGAAAAGGUUUAGAUCCAUCCAACUACAGGCAAAACCUGGGCAUAAUUGGAACAUAUGAAACUACUAGCAGACUCAAUGCCUCCGAGUCUUCUGUAGAGUCCGAAGUUGGUAAUACAGAGGACAGAAACAUUACAUCAGAUGUGAGUGUGGAGGAUCUUCUCAUGAUCUAUGACCAAAAGAAACUCAAGUUCUUAUCAUCUUUUGUUGGACAGAGAAUCAAGGUCGGUGUUGUAUUAGCUGAUAGAAGAACACGCAAGCUUAUAUUUUCAAUUAAACCAAAAGAGAAGGAAGAAUUGGUUGAGAAGAAGAGAAAUCUCAUGGCAAAAUUGGGUGUUGGAGAUGUAGUCAAGUGUUGCAUUAAAAAGAUUACAUACUUCGGUAUCUUUGUUGAGGUUGAAGAGGUUCCUGCACUCAUACAUCAGACCGAAGUCUCAUGGGAUGCCACUUUGGAUCCUGCAUCAUACUUUAAAGUUGGUCAGAUUGUAGAGGCAAAGGUUCACCAGUUGGAUUUUUCACUUGAAAGGAUAUUUCUAUCAUUGAAGGAAGUCACGCCAGAUCCAUUGACAGAGACACUAGAGGCAGUUGUUGGCGAACAAGAUCCCAUGGGCUUUAGACUCGAAGCUGCUGAAGCAGAUUCUGAGUGGGCUGAUGUGGAAUCACUCAUCAAAGAACUAGAACAGGUUGACGGAAUCCAAUCUGUGACAAAAGGGCGAUAUUUCUUGAGCCCCGGUCUGACACCUACAUUUCAGGUUUAUAUGGCAUCCAUGUUCCAGAAUCAGUACAAGUUGCUUGCUCGAGCCGGGAAUAGAGUGCAGGAGGUAAUUGUCGAAACUUCUUCCCUGAGCAAAGAAGAGCUGAAAUCUGUUAUCAUGACCUGCACCAACAGGGUGGAAUGAAAACACUGCCCCAGCCAGUUGUACCUGUAUGUUACAACCUCGACAUUCUAGCAUAUUAUUACAUUCUUUGCUUGCUUCAUUUACACUGCACCCUGUCCGAUCUUGACUAUGGUCACUUCUUGUAAAGUUAAGUAGAAUUUGUACUAUAAGCUGUAAUGCUAAAAAUGAAGGCCUUGUUUGCUCAUUUUCGACACUUUCUUUGCAUUAUGCUUCUGUAGAACAAUACAUUAGCAUCUUUUUCAUUAUUGAAUUCGAAAACAUAUGCUCCUCAAGGAGCAAAUUAUCUA
Andrographis paniculata is the source of this 2809-nucleotide messenger RNA. RefSeq lists its product as uncharacterized. The transcript has 14 exons. Bases 141 to 2522 code for a protein of 793 amino acids. The record is from RefSeq and is a predicted model, not a curated record. Lineage: Eukaryota; Viridiplantae; Streptophyta; Magnoliopsida; Lamiales; Acanthaceae. Gene Ontology annotation, molecular function: nucleic acid binding.